AUGAAUUCGUUGCAAUUGCGGAGUAAUGCCGAUCGCUUUUCAAUGAAAGUUCGUAGGCUAUCUCCUGAGGAUAUGGAACGUUAUCGUGAGAAGAUUGUGAAAGUUGGGGGCGUAGAUCCAUACACCAUGGAUUUUCAAGAAGAUGUUCUACCGCUAACAGUUGAUUAUGAUCGAAUUUUCUGUUAUUUGAUAACAAAUUUAUCAUUCAGAAGCGGAUUGCCAAAUCGCAAUAACAAAUCCUUGGAAGCUUUCAAAGCCUUUCAGUCGGGAUUCGUUAAGGCCGUAAAUGGUUGUCAAUAUGAGGAUGUCUACGUUGUACAAGGCAAGGUGUUGCAUAGUAUGAACCUUAGCGAUCCACCAGCAGAGUGCUGGGUCAUCAUAAACAAUUCUUGCGAUGUAGAUGACGUUGAAGAUGUAGGAUCCAUCGAAUCUGCCCACUGUGAUUGUACUGCUGGUGCAGGGGAAACGUGUUCUCAUGUCGCGGCAACUUUAUAUGCAUUAUCGUAUGCUAGAGAGAUUUGCCUUGGAAGACGGUUAUCUGUAACUGAGCUACCUGCUUAUUGGAUGCAGCCUGGAGGCAGUGGUGCUGAUGAAAAUCUGUAUGCUACGGUUGAUUCGAUUUGUUUUGGACGCAAGCGUGAAACUGAAUGUGCGUUGCGUGACGUUAACUUGGAUAAAACAGAUAAAGAUUACCAGGAGUUGAUUCAAUCAAUCAUCAGCUCAGGUCAUACAGUUGCUGCCAGCAGAGCAUUCUUUCGAGAAUUAAAUGAUGACGAAGACACUGAGCUCAUCCUAAGAAGAUCACAACUCGAGAAACUCUCAUUCAAGCACUUUUUUGAUGAACAAAACACAACUAAAACGUUAAACGAAUUGAUCGGUAUGGUAGAUCAAGUCAAUUGGCAGAUUUCAGAAGAUGAUCAAAACCUAAUUGAGCAGCACACACGUGAUCAAGCAGCUAAUAUUUUGUGGUUUCAAUUAAGAUAUGGCAGAAUAACCGCAUCUAUUUUGUUAAGACAAGAAAGCAAACUCCAUCAAAAUCUCUGUUUUCUGCUAUUUUUGGAGAAAAUGUCUUUCAAAAUAUCCCAGCUACUAUACAUGGCAAACGGUGUGAGCAUAAAGGCGUGGCCGAAGCUGUUAAAUAUUUUCGAUCUCAAAACCAUCGUAACGUAA
Molecule: messenger RNA, 1170 nt
Organism: Armigeres subalbatus
Lineage: Eukaryota; Metazoa; Arthropoda; Insecta; Diptera; Culicidae
Exons: 3
Coding region: 1-1170 (389 amino acids)
Source: RefSeq, a predicted model, not a curated record